GCUUGUAGAUGUUGGGUCGUGUGCUUGCUCUGGCAAUUCCCUUCACCAGAUGCGUUUUCUGAGCAUGGAGGAAAGCUGGACUCUUUUACGCGAUAAGGUUUUUGGGAAUGGUGGUUACCCUCCGGAAUUGGAGAAAAUUGGGAGGUACAUUGGCCAUCAGUGUCAAGGGUUGCCACUUGCAGUUGUUGCAAUUGGUGGACUACUUUCCAAGAUGAGCAAGGAAACAAGUUCUUGGGAGAAUGUUGCAGAAAAGAAACUCGUGAGAUCCCGGUCUGGAAGUUAAUAAAGUUAUGGAUUGCUGAGGGCUUCGUCAAGAAAGUUAAUCAUAAAAAUCUAGAAGAUGUGGCAGAGGAAAAUUUGAGGGAGUUGGUUGAUAGAAGUUUGGUUUUGGUGGGGAAGCAUACUUCCCUAGGAAAAAUCAAGACUUGUAAGAUGCAUGAUCUCGUUCGAGAUAUGUGUUUGAGAGAAGCCCAAUAUGAGAAUUUUAUACACUUCAAAACAAG
This is a messenger RNA of Solanum tuberosum (potato), 503 nucleotides long. RefSeq names its product putative late blight resistance protein homolog R1A-3. The coding region runs from base 50 to 283 and encodes 77 amino acids. Gene Ontology annotation, molecular function: ADP binding. The transcript has 2 exons. The record is from RefSeq and is a predicted model, not a curated record. Lineage: Eukaryota; Viridiplantae; Streptophyta; Magnoliopsida; Solanales; Solanaceae.